AUUGGACCAUGAGAGCGGCGACGGCUUAUAUUCUGUGAUACUGAUACAGUCGGACAGUCCCUACUUCUGGACUUCCCCAGUACCGAACGAAUUCACCGACUUGAAAUAACCGUUCGCUAAAGUUAAAGUUUAUCCCGUCACAUAAAGUGCGAUCACCAAAACUACGUAAUUUUUAAAGUAGGUCUAUUCGUUUAAAAGUUCGUUGCGUCAAAAUGUGCACAUUUUUAGGUAAUUUUUGUUGUUAAUUUGUCAAAAUAUGUUGAAAUAAGAAGAAAAAAAAAGAAAGACAUUAUGUUUGAAUUCGACAACGAAACCAAUAAUCUUUUAAACCUAGAAGGAAAUUUUAUUGGAUUUGAUAUUGAUGAUGAAGUAUUGAUAAAAAUUAAAAACAAGAAAAAAUUAUUAAAAAUGGAACUUAGUAAAGAAACAUGUGAGCCUAUGGAAAUAGACAAGCCAACUGACAGUCCAUCCAUUGUUUAUAAUAAUCAUGUUAAUAAAAAGAAACAAUCUAAAUCAAGUAUAUCAACACUAGAACCUAAUGAUAUAAAGAAUAAUUGGAGUAAUAAGAGGCAUAAGAAUGACAACACACGCAGUGAUACUUUAGAAUCUUUGAAAUUACAUGCGGAUUCUUUAGAAAUUACUACUCCUACAUUCAACUUAACUUCUUCUAACAGUAGAACGUGCCGUAGUACAGGCAAAAAAAUUAAGUCUGAUAUCAAUGAUGCUAUUUUUAAACUCCCAUUUGAGCAUGGAUGGAAACGAGAAUACAUUGUUUACAAAAAAACUUUUCUUAAUCGGGAAAAUAGAAGUGGUGAUGUAUACUAUUAUUCUCCAAAUAACCAAAAACUACGAACAUUACAAGAAAUUCAGGAACAAUUGAAUAUCUCAUCUGAUAAAACCUCUCUUACUAUAGACUGUUUUACUUUUUUAAAACAACCAAUUGGUAUGAAUGAUAGAUCAAAAGAACUGAUCAGAAAUGCACAUUUAAAAUUAUUUAAGGAAAACACUUCUGUUGGUGAACUGUCAGAUGAUAAAAACAAAAAAUCUGCUGGUAAAAUGAAAAUUGUUUUUAAAACUGCGAAGACUUCCUCAAGAACAAGAUCCAAAAAAGGGAAUUCAGAAUCAAUGAAUACAUCUUCAUCCACACCUCAAUACAUAUCUGAAGACCUCCAAGCUAUUCAAUCUAGUAUAUCGACAAAAGUUUCUCCUAAACUUGAGAACAUUGAUAUAAAUACUACAAUCAUGAAAAGACGGUUGCCAGCAUCAGAUAGGAAAAUCAUCAUGCAGACUCGUUGUGGUAUGCGGUGCUCUAAUAUUGAUGAACCUUGCUCUUUAAUGUGUACUCGUUGUCUACUACACUAUCAUCCAGCAUGUGUCAACAUGCUUGUUCAUUUAAAAAUUGUUGAUUAUGUAUGUUUACACUGUCGAAUUUUAAUGAAACAAAGAGAUACUCGUGUACAGUCAUCUCAUACUGUGGUUGUUAGUGCUACUGAACCGGAGAAACUAUGCAUUGAACCGAUUUGUAUAAGACAAGUUCAUCAAGCAUCAAGUAUGCCAAUUACUAAAAUUGAAGAACCCUAUUAUAAAAUUGAUGAAUAUAGAGAUGGAAAUGUAUCCAAAACUAAAAUGGUUGAUGGUAGUUUUCACAAACAGUAUGUUUAUGAAAUGAAACAAAAACGAGGACCUAGUUUAAUAACUUGUGUUAUUCAAGAGCCCAACAAUUUGGAAGAGAAUUCUGAAAUAAAUGGUUCACUUAAAGAAAUGUCAACUCCUUUAGCAUCCCUGCAAACAUUAAACUGCAUGGUUAAAACAUUGGGACACGUUUUUAAAUAUUUAAAUACACGUGAGCUUUUAUCCGCUUCUAGAGUAUGUACCGCCUGGAAUAAAAUUGCAAUGAACAAGUCAUUAUGGCAACAUUGUCGCUUAAAAAAUUCUAUGGUCUAUGACUGGGAAAGGUUUGUAGACUUAAUUGAUAAACAAAAAACUGACACGUUAGAUACUAGACAAAUGUUGAUUCCUGUAAAAGUUGAUGAAUUAAAAAAAUUUUGGUUGCUUUUUUCCAAAGCAAUGAAAAGAGCACAGAAGUUACAAUUUAUUGAAUUGUAUAGAUGUCCUACCCAUGUAGUUGAAGAUAUUAUUCACUCAUUACCUCAGCUUGAAGUACUCAAUGCAACUUCAAUAAAAAAUCCAAAUGUAACCAAAGAGGCAAAAAAUCCCCAUGUUUUUAUGGUCCUAAACUUAAAUGAUUUAGGCCAAAUGACAAAUCUCACUGAGUUAAGACUAAAAGGUUUGACUGGAAUCAAAUUAACUUCAUUACCUUCAUUUGAAAAUUUAAUAAAUUUAAAUAAAUUUUCAUUGACCUCCAUAAAUUCAUUUCCAAAAGAUAUCUGUCAGAGUUUGGAUACUAUUACUGAUAACAUAGAGUUUUUGGAAAUUGGUGAUUGUGAUUUCUUAUCAAAAGAUUUUGCUGUGUCACUAAAAAGAUUUGUCAAUUUGAAAUCAUUGAGAUUGGAAAAUUGUUACGGUAAAUGGGAAAGUUAUGUACAAGACGUUUUUGCUGCUAUUAGGGGUCUUGAAAAGCUCACUAUUCUGGAGUUGGUAAACAUUGAAUUCAGUAAUUGUGUUGAAGAUGAAUUGGAAAAAUGUGUUGGUAUUAAAGCUUUACUGAUUAUUCCUGCUUACAUGAGCAAAUCUGCAACUAUCAACUGCCACUUAAUUGACUGCCUCGAGAAACUCUCCAAGACAUUAACACACUUGGUUUGGGGAUUGACUCUUGAAUUACUCCGUGUUACUGACAUUUUUAUAACUCAAUAUCAGCAAAACCAGCAUAGUAUUGGUAAUAAUUUAGAAUUAUUCCAUACCAAAGAAAAGACCAACUACAUACCUAUACUAAGGACAAGAAAACCCAGACAGCGACCAGGAGAAGAGCCUGCUCCUGAAAAGGACAAGAAUAAAAACAUAUCAGAUGACGUUCAUUUACUUUCAGUUCCUGUUCUAGAGAAAUUGUUAGAUACAAUGAUGCCGGAUGCUAAAACUAGGGUAAUUAAGGUUCCCUUUUCAAAAACAGUUAGAGUUUAUUUAAGUGAACAGUUUAAUUAUCUUUGAAUUAAAUGUUUAGUAUUCAUUUUUUUCUUUACAUUAAAAACCUUUCGUAUUAUGAUUCUAUUUUUAUGAACAUGACAAUUUUUUUAUUGUAAUUCAAGGUUGAAGAUAUUAAUUACAAUUUAAAUUAUUAGUUAUAACUUAUAACGUACAUGUAUUAUGUUUUCUGUAUGUAUAAUAAAACUGAUCAUUAAGCAUAAAUGUUAUCAUACAUUUAAUAGAUUUAUAAUUGUAAUAAUUUUAUUUCAUUUAUAACUCAUAUUUUUUUUUUCAUUUUGUAAAUAACAUAAAACUAUAAUUUGAAAAUGGAAAUUUGCUAUUCAUUAUAUAGUAAAUUAAUUUUGAUUCAAUUCUAAAUAAGUCAAAUUCAAAGAA
This is a messenger RNA of Rhopalosiphum padi (bird cherry-oat aphid), 3477 nucleotides long. RefSeq lists its product as uncharacterized. The transcript has 15 exons. NCBI's taxonomy places the organism in Eukaryota, Metazoa, Arthropoda, Insecta, Hemiptera, Aphididae. The record is from RefSeq and is a predicted model, not a curated record. Gene Ontology annotation, molecular function: DNA binding; protein binding. Bases 292 to 3105 code for a protein of 937 amino acids.